AUUACGAAAGGAUCACUAUUUCAGAUAAGAAUGCAGCCCGGGGUAGUUGCUAUUGGGCUGAUUGCUGCAGUUGCAGUUGUAUUGCAGUACGCUCUUCAUAAGGUUGAGGAGGGUCAUGUCGGAGUAUAUUUCAGAGGUGGCGCGAUGUUGGUUGGUAUGUCAAGUCCAGGCUUUCACAUGAUGAUCCCAUUCAUAACAUCAGUUCGAAAUAUCCAGACUACCCUGCAGACCGAUGAAGUAAAGAAUGUGCCGUGUGGUACCAGUGGUGGAGUUAUGAUAUACUUUGACAGAAUUGAGGUAGUGAACGUACUGCAGACCAAUGCUGUUUACGAUAUUGUAAAGAAUUUUACAGCGGACUACGAUAAACCUCUGAUAUUUGACAAGGUUCACCACGAGUUAAACCAGUUCUGUUCUAUACAUAAUCUACAGGAGGUUUAUAUCGAACUGUUUGACCAAAUUGACGAAAAUCUAAAGACAGCGUUGCAGGUCGAUUUGACUGAAAUGGCCCCAGGGUUAAGAGUUCAUUCUGUUCGUGUUACCAAGCCUAAAAUUCCAGAAACCAUCAGGAAGAACUAUGAGUUGAUGGAAGCAGAGAAGACCAAACUGUUGAUCUCGACCCAGCGGCAGAAGGUUGUGGAGAAGGAUGCAGAGACGGAGAGGAAGAAAGCUGUUAUAGAGGCAGAGAAGGAGGCGCAGGUGGCAAAGAUCAAGUACGAACAGAACCUAAUGGAGAAGGAAUCUAAGCAGAAGAUGGAAACUAUUGAUGAUGAGAUUCAUCUUGCAAAGGAGAAAAGUAAAACAGACGCCGAGUUCUAUAGGAUAGAAAAGAAAGCAGAAGCAAAUAAACGUCUGCUUACGAAGGAAUAUCUUGAACUCAAGAAAAUCGAAGCAAUUGCCAGUAAUAACAAGGUUUACUUUGGACCCAGUAUUCCAAAUAUGUUCCUGGGAGAGUCUGAGAAUAAACCCAGGCCAUCAUCUACUGUAUCCUCUCAGAAAACAGAACACAUCCCAGUCCCUCUUUAGUCAUAGAUAGAUACACACACACUUAUUGUUAAUACAGGGUGUCCCAAUAAAGAUUAAUUAAGACAGGGAUGUAAAAAUGCAGGAUUAAAGAACCCCUCUAGAAUUAUUAAUAGUAGCUUGGGACCCAAAUUGGAGAUAUGCAAAUUGCAUAUCUAUAAGGCAUCAGAACCCCUGAUCAGUCAUCACCCUUCUUUUUUGGACACCCUGGAUGUUAGUUGACUUUUUUUAAUUUCCUCAUUCCUUCACUUUUCGCUUGACCCAGAAAUAAGUUUAGCUUUAAACUUCAAAGAAAAGGCGCGCUUUUCUUAAAUUAGCUUUUUUUAAAGUUGUUUAUUUUUCAUUCUCCACAAUACUCACAUUUUAAUAAAAAAAAGUUUCAACGAUUUUUUACCAUUUCAACACUUAAACAUAAAGAUGGGUAAGCAAAUAAACACCUAACCCUGAAAAAAAUAUUUUUCAUGUCUGAUUUUUUUUCCGAUUACUUAUUUAAUGAUAUCUCGAUGAAAGUCUGAAAUUGCCAUGUUUUGAAAGUAUGUGAUACGUGGAUUUUUGUGAUUUAUUACUGUGAUUAUUAUCAUUUAACGAGCUCAUAAUAAACCUUAAUUUGUUUC
This is a messenger RNA of Eurytemora carolleeae, 1634 nucleotides long. RefSeq names its product erlin-2-B. Gene Ontology annotation, molecular function: ubiquitin protein ligase binding; cholesterol binding. Gene Ontology annotation, biological process: SREBP signaling pathway. The record is from RefSeq and is a predicted model, not a curated record. Bases 31 to 1023 code for a protein of 330 amino acids. The transcript has 13 exons. Gene Ontology annotation, cellular component: endoplasmic reticulum; endoplasmic reticulum membrane. Lineage: Eukaryota; Metazoa; Arthropoda; Copepoda; Calanoida; Temoridae.